This is a messenger RNA of Symbiodinium sp. CCMP2456, 772 nucleotides long. Lineage: Eukaryota; Dinophyceae; Suessiales; Symbiodiniaceae. The record is from the annotation of a GenBank genome assembly.
GACUUCUGCCGCUCUGUGGGCCAGCCACUAGAGGCCAGUUUCAACCUACUCCGGCACGACGACAGCGCGGAGGAUCCGACUCCAGGCAGCUUCUUGGCGCGUGCACGCCAUGUCCCGUCAUGGCCCACCCGACGUGCCGAGCUGUCGCUGGUCCUGGCGGAACUCCGGUUGGUCCGUGCCGCUUUGGAGGACCCAUCUACCGAAGCCCUGGUGCUGCUUUCUGGCAGCUGCUUACCCCUCCAGAGGCUCCAUGAGCUCUACGACAUCUUUCUCGAGGGCUACUGCCAGGGACGAUCCGUGCUGAAGUAUCACUUCAUGAAGGGAGGCCAGCAGCGAGUCUUGGGCGUCCCUCUUGGCGCCUUGCAGUGGAAGCUUUGGCACCGCCGAGAGCUGCAGCUACUCGCGGCACUCGAUGAGGCGGAGCUGAGGAGGCGUUGGGAGCCGCUGGAAGCAACGAUGCAGCGUUACGGGCUGGCGCCAGACGAGGUCGUUCUCGUCAAUGAACUGCGGGAGGAGCUGUUGAAGGCGAAUCCCACGGCCCAGGACCCCCUUUCUGAGUGCUGUAUACGGCGUGCCAUCACAUACACGGAGUGGGAGACACAGGCGGACAGAAACGCCGGGCCGCCGCGAGCACGGGCUUUCCAGGAGAUCCCGGAGAAGGCCUGGUGCGAUGCGAUCCGAGCCGAGCAGACGAGGUCCUUUCCCCUCCUUUGCCGCAAAGUACACCUCAGUCCGAGAGCCUUACAGCUCUGGCAAGAACGGCUCUUGCAAG